AUGGAGAAAGCAGAUUGGUUCCCUGAAGCAGAUGAAAAAUGGUUCCCUGAUGAUUAUGGCAUCAGUGAUGAAGAAGAUGAGCCUGAAGGAUCCUAUAAACUACCAAGUGGUAGGAAGAGAAGGAAUAAGAAGUUGAAAGACAUGAUAUGGGCAAGGAGGAAGAUUGUUGAUGUAGUUCAAGGUGACCACAAGCAGCAGUACUUGAGGCUCAGGGAUUAUCUUCAAGCAGUUCUUGACACAAACCCAGGUAGCAGGUGUAUAGUAACAACAUUUGAAGAUCCAGAGAACCCAUCACCUACUCCUAGAUUCAAGUAUAUGUUCUACUGUUUAGCAGCUUCAAAGGAAGGUUUCCUUAAUGGUUGCAGACCAUUUAUAGGUCUUGAUGGAUGCUUCAUCAAGUUAACCACUGGGCAGCAAAUUCUUGCAGCCACAGGAAGGGAUGGAAACAACAAUAUUUAUCCUAUAGCUUUUGGUGUGGUUGACAAGGAAGAUGGUGAAAGUUGGAAUUGGUUUUUAACUCAAUUGAGAUGUUGCAUUGGCAGUGGCAAAAAAUUUGGAACAUACACUAUCAUAUCUGACAGGCAAAAGGGCUUGCUUAAGGCAAUAAAUGAGGUAUUCCCUGAUUCACCUCAAAGGUAUUGUCUUAGGCACAUAUAUGCAAAUUUUCAAUCUGCUGGAUUUAGAGGCCAGGAACUAAAGAAGUGUAUUGACAAGGCUAGCUACUCCUACACUAAACAUGGGCAUGAACUAGGCAUGGCAGAACUGAAAGCACAGUCUGAGGAUGCUUGGAAAUGGCUCAAAAAAAUUGAGGUCUCUACUUGGCCUAGGUUUGCUAUGGAUCAUACUUGCAAAACAGAUUUAGUUGAGAACAAUCUAAGUGAAGUCUUCAACAAGAUGAUACUGGAUGUUAGGGCCAAACCAAUAAGGACAAUGUUUGAAGGGAUUAGGACCAAGAAAAUGAUCAAGAGGCAACAAACUAGGGAGAAGUUACAGAUUAGCAAGUGGACAAUCACACCAACCUACUCAGAGAUUUUAGAAGAGAACAAGCAGUAUGCCAAGUAUUGCCAGGCUGACAGAGCUGGUCCAACAAUUUGGCAAGUUACUAGCAAAGAAAAACAGUAUUGUGUGGACAUGGAAGGGUAUACAUGUGACUGCAAGAGAUGGAACAUGACUGGUGUACCUUGCAGUCAUGGCAUAUCUGUAAUGACAAAGCAAAAGCUGCAUCCUGAGGACUAA
Aegilops tauschii subsp. strangulata is the source of this 1236-nucleotide messenger RNA. RefSeq lists its product as uncharacterized. Gene Ontology annotation, biological process: DNA transposition. NCBI's taxonomy places the organism in Eukaryota, Viridiplantae, Streptophyta, Magnoliopsida, Poales, Poaceae. Gene Ontology annotation, molecular function: transposase activity; zinc ion binding; DNA binding. The record is from RefSeq and is a predicted model, not a curated record.